UUAUCAUUUACCUUCUUAAAGCGUCUAGAGAUGGCAACGGUUUUUGAUUAAGUGAGGGAAGUCAGCACUGCGUAUAUCUGAUACGGUGAAGAUAUAACGAUCUACGAACAGCAUGCAAGCAGACCAAGGAGACAAUAUACCAACGUUUAAAUGUGUGCUUGUGGGAGAUGGUGGUACAGGAAAAACUACAUUUGUGAAGAGGCAUUUAACUGGAGAAUUCGAAAAAAAAUAUGUUGCCACCUUAGGAGUUGAGGUGCAUCCUCUUGUUUUUCACACAAAUCGUGGUCCUAUCAGAUUUAAUGUUUGGGACACUGCUGGACAAGAGAAAUUUGGUGGCCUAAGAGAUGGUUAUUAUAUACAAGGACAGUGUGCUAUUAUUAUGUUUGAUGUUACUUCACGUGUUACUUACAAGAAUGUUCCAAAUUGGCAUCGUGAUUUGGUUCGUGUGUGUGAAAACAUUCCAAUUGUACUCUGUGGUAAUAAAGUUGAUGUCAAAGACAGGAAAGUUAAAGCUAAAGCAAUUGUUUUCCAUAGGAAAAAGAAUCUUCAGUAUUAUGAUAUCAGUGCCAAAAGUAAUUACAAUUUUGAAAAACCCUUCUUGUGGCUGGCUAGAAAGUUAAUUGGUGAUCCCAACUUAGAAUUUGUUGCUAUGCCAGCUCUUGCACCUCCUGAAGUACAGAUGGAUCCUGAAUGGCAAGCUAAAUUAGAAAAUGACAUGAGGGAAGCUCAAAACACAUCACUACCUGAUGAAGAUGAUGAUGAUCUGUAACUUGUUAGUUUCUACAGCUCCAUCCAUUUGUAUACAUCUUCCUUUUAUUUAUGUAAAUUUUUUGAACUUGUACAGUUAACUGCUCAUGUGAACCGAAAUGCUUGUAUUUUGUUUGUGUGUAUCUUUUGUCUAAGCCUACCUGUUGAACUAUUUUUAAACAUUAAAAGAAAGUUUCACAUACAAUCUGUGAUAACAAGGUAGAAUUCAAAAUUCUGAAUUUUUGAGAAAUGUGCCUAUAAAAACCCAUUAUCAUUGUUGACUGUCAUACGCACUGAAAGAACUCGAUAGUUUUCUAUAUAGAUGUGCCCUUGCCUAGUCUGUCUUGUAAAGAGCACCUUUAAAAAGAUGGGCCUUUCAGACAACCAUACAUUUCAGUCCCCCAAGAGGAACAAACCUUAAUGCUACCAGCUUUCAUUUAGUGCUUUAAUUAACAUACUCAUUCAUUUUUUUUAUUUUUGUUUAGAUUGUGGCAAACAUUUAGAUUAUUCAUUUCAUGAUUUUAUAUUUGUAUGAAUGUUAAAACUGCUUAGAUUUUGAAUGAGAGUGAUUUUCUUUUUUUUUUUUUUUUUUUUUUUUUUGUGUAAGACACCUGUUUAAAUAUGACAUUUUAUGCUGAAUAUUUUUUAAUUUAGAUAAAUUUUAAUAAAAUGAAUUCAUUGAGAUUUGUUAAACAUCAAAUUACUUUGAUCAAUAUAAUAAAACAACUAUCUUACUGCUGUGUAGUAAAAGCCAUUUGAAGAAUUCUGAAUAUUUUAAUUCCAUAUUUGAUUUAUUAAAGAUCUUAAUGUGCUUGGAUAAAAUGAAUUUUCAUUGGCGCUUCCCCAUUAAAUUACUUUAGCAAGGCCCCCUGUUGAUACAUCCACAGCUCAUUGAUAUAUCCAUAUUUGUGUGUAAAUCAUAUUUUAAGACAAUCCAUAUUAUUACUUAUUCAUUAUCAUUUGCUGUUUGUAUUUUGAUUUUUUUAAGAAGUUUUAAAGAACAAACAUUUGGUUCAAUUUCCUUGAUAUUAUUAAUGGCAAUAUGUAAUAGCAUUCAGCAUUGUUUCUAAACAGUUUGAAAGGCAUUAAUUUUGUCUAUCAUUUAGUUAAAUAAUUUAACAAAACGGUGGAGUCUUGUUGAAUUUAAUAAAAAUGGAAUGUUUUGCUUUA
Stegodyphus dumicola is the source of this 1917-nucleotide messenger RNA. It is a transcript of the gene Ran, whose product is annotated as RAN, member RAS oncogene family. The record is from RefSeq and is a predicted model, not a curated record. Gene Ontology annotation, molecular function: GTP binding; GTPase activity. Gene Ontology annotation, cellular component: cytoplasm; nucleus. Gene Ontology annotation, biological process: ribosomal subunit export from nucleus; protein import into nucleus. NCBI's taxonomy places the organism in Eukaryota, Metazoa, Arthropoda, Arachnida, Araneae, Eresidae.